AUGAUAACCUCUCAUCAGAGCAGUCAAGUGGUCAGGUUGAACAAUGUCCAUUUUCAUUUCAAAUUGACAUCUGAUUACAUUCACAUUUUGGCAGACCUGAUUCAGACUGAAGAUGCUCCUCAACCAAUACCAGUGACUACUCGUCUAUUUGGAGACAAUAUAUCUUUGCCAUGUCCUAAAGCAGAAUCUCAACAAUUGCUGUACUGGUACAGACAAACUGUUGGCCAACUGCCCCAUCUUGUCGCAUCUGUAUCCUAUGCAUCAGAACCUGUACUUAAUGGAGAGUUUAAGAACCCACGUUUCAAAGUGGAGACAUCUGAAUAUGUGUAUAAUCUCAUUAUCAGAAAUAUCAGCACAUUAGAUGAGGCAACAUACUUUUGUGGAAUUGGGACAAUGUAUGGGAUGGACUAUGGACAUGCAACAUUUUUGGCUGUGAAGGGACACAAUCACCCUACAUUGGUGCAGCAACCAGUUUCUGAUCCAGUCCAUCCAGGAGACUCUGUGACUCUACAGUGUACAGUACUCUCUCAGACCUGUACAGGAGAACACAGUGUGUACUGGUUCAGAGCCGGAUCAGGAGAAUCCCAGCCUGGAGUCAUUUACACCCCUGGGAACUUGAGUGAUGCGUGUAAGAAGAACCCUGAGACUCCCUCUCCUACACAGAGCUGUGUCUACAGCCUCUCCAAGAACAACCUCAGUCUCUCUGAUGCUGGGACUUACUACUGUGCUGUGGCCACAUGUGGGGAGAUCCUGUUUGGCAACGGAACAAACCUAAAUAUUGAAAGAUCACUGGAUCAUGUAGUCAUUGGACUGGGAGUGACAUCAGUUUUCUGUGUGAUUGUGAUCAUUAUACUCGUCUUCAGCAGAAAUACAAAGCCAAUUUCUGAACAUUAUAAAGUGAGUGUUGCUCAGCAUAUUAGACAUGACAACUCAACCACUGAAUAUGAUCAGGAUCAAGACCCAGAUACCCUGAAUUAUGCUGCAUUGCAUUUCUCUGAGAGGAAAACUGAAAGAGGAAGAAAGAAGAGAGAGACACCACAGGAGAGUGUGUACUCUGAUGUCAGAGUAGACUGGGACUGAACGUUGUUUUUAUGUGCAGAGGAAUGGAUGUAGUUUGGUCAAUAAACUUUUCUUAAUAUAUAAUGUAUUUAAACAGUCAUGAUAUUUUACCCUUAAUGAUACAGUGACAUUUUCUGUCAAGCAAGACAGUGGCAGAAUUUUCCCUAUACCCAUCAUGAGGUUAUUACAACCUAGCCUAUGAAUGAAAGUUUACAAAAUAGGUGCACACAAGUCCAGAUAAAGAUUUGAGGUGACAGACACUGACACAUGGACAGAAAGGGACACAUUCAAUACCGCCUUGCACACUUUUGCCUGCAUCUAGCUGAUCCAGUGUGUCAUCGUUAGUCCAACAGUUACAAACUGGAAAAAUUCAGAUAUAUUAUUACCUGAAUUUAUUAUAGUUUCGUUCCAUUUGCUUCCGUUGAAGAUUUUUUUUAACAGAAUCUGAGGAAUGAAUACACCACUGUUCACACUCAAACAGCUCACUUUCAUAACCACAUACAAACAGCUUGUUGGACUAUGAACUUCAAUGCACAACACAUCAGCUGUCUGUGACCAGGUGAAAAAACCUUUCCAAACCGAUCAUUCAUGUCAUAACCGCUACAUACAGCACACAUCGUUGUCAUCAUAUUAGUUAAAAGUAACGUCAUAGUCAGCAUAGCUAAUAGAACUAACAAGAUAUUUAACCCGCUACAAUGAUGCAGUACAAUGUACAGUCAGUAAGCAGAUUAGCACUUACACCAAAUUAGUAAAACCAAAAGCUUACCUUUACUUGAAAGAGUUCCAAUUUUGCAUAGUUAAAGCCAGCUAACUAACAUAGCAUCCCUCUGUUUGAUCUGGGUGUUUGAGUAGGCAAAACUAGCUAGCUGCAUUUGCUAGCUAAGUAAAUGAAAGUGAAAGUGAAAAAAAUACCAAAUAUAUAUCUCUCUCUCCCAAUCCUCAUUCAUUUUUUUUAAGAAAGUAAUUUGUUUAAAACUGUUAAACUAUUGUCUUUCUCUCUCUUUGAGUCAGCUACUCACCACAUGUUAUGCAGUGCAGUGCUAGCUAGCUGUAGCUUAUGCUUUCAGUAAUAGAUUAAUUAUCUUAUCCGUUGGUUGGGUGGACAAAAUUUAAGUUAAUGCUACAAGACCUCUGAUGAGUUGGAAGAUGUCCUCCGGAAGUUGUCACAAUUACUAUGUAAUUAAACAUGA
Messenger RNA from Oncorhynchus mykiss (rainbow trout), 2249 nucleotides. NCBI's taxonomy places the organism in Eukaryota, Metazoa, Chordata, Actinopteri, Salmoniformes, Salmonidae. The record is from RefSeq and is a predicted model, not a curated record.